AAGCAAGACAGAGAACAAAGUUUCAAAUUUUGAAAAUCUUUUUUCGUUAUUUCUCUUUCUUUCUUUCUUUCUUUCUCUGUUUCGUGUUUGUUCGAAUCCAUGGCGGCUCGCGUGAAGACGGAGGUCGUAGAUCCGCCGCUUGGCGACGGCGUUUCGAAGCCUCCUCUUCAUCCUCCCCCGGUGAUCGACCUCGAUAGCAGCAGCAGCAGCGACGAGUCGGACCCGGAACCGGAUCCCGAACCGGACCCUGACUCGGACGACGGCGGAGGCGCCGGAGGAAACGGCGCGGCGGAGAAGAUGAGAGUGGAGGGGCUAGAAGUGGGGUUGCCGAUCGAAUUCGCCGAUCCUCUUCGGCCGCUGGCGGUGGCUGAGCCUAGGGAAUCGGACCUCAAGGUGGCUUCUUCUUCGUUGCAGGGAUGUAAGCAGUUCUGGAAGGCCGGGGAUUACUUGGGUGCUCCGUGCGGCGAUUGGGAUUCUUCGUCCGGUGGGAUGGAUCAUGUCAGGGUUCAUCCGAAGUUUCUUCAUUCAAAUGCGACCAGUCAUAAGUGGUCUCUUGGAGCUUUUGCUGAGCUACUUGACAAUGCAUUGGAUGAGGUCUGCUAUGGUGCUACAUUUGUUAACAUAGAUAUGAUUGUAAAUAAGAAAGAUGGGAGCAAUAUGUUGCUGAUUGAAGAUAAUGGUGGUGGGAUGGAUCCGGAUAAGAUGCGGCAUUGCAUGUCACUGGGGUAUUCUGUGAAAAGCAAAAUAGCAAACACCAUUGGACAGUAUGGAAAUGGUUUUAAAACUAGUACCAUGAGACUGGGAGCAGAUGUGAUUGUGUUUUCACGCUGCCGGGGAAAAGAGGGGAAAAGACCUACACAGAGCAUUGGGCUGCUGUCAUACACAUUUUUGAGGAGCACAGGAAAGGAAGAUAUUGUAGUUCCCAUGCUUGACUAUGAAAGUGAAGGAGGAAGAUGGAGAAAGAUGAUUCGAUCUUCUCUCGGCGAUUGGAACAAAAACGUGGAAACAAUACUUCAAUGGUCUCCAUUUUCUACUGAGGCAGAUCUUCUUCAUCAGUUUUCUGUGAUGAAUGAUCAUGGAACACGAAUAAUCAUAUACAAUCUUUGGGAGGACGAUCAGAGAUACUCGGAGCUCGAUUUUGGUGCCGAUCAACAUGAUAUUCAAAUUAGAGGGGUCAAUCGAGAUGAGAAGAAUAUACAAAUGGCAAAAAAGUUUCCCAACUCUCGUCAUUUCUUGACUUAUCGGCACUCACUGAGGAGCUAUGCAUCAAUUUUGUAUCUGAGGCUUCCUCCUGGAUUUCGAAUCAUUCUUCGAGGAAAGGAUGUUGAGCACCACAAUAUAGUAAAUGAUAUGAUGUACUCUGAGAAGGUUACAUACCGGCCACAACAUGGUGCUGAUGGGAUCCCAAAAGAUACAAAUAUGAUGGCUGUAGUCACCAUUGGGUUUGUCAAGGAUGCGAAGCACCAUAUCGAUGUUCAAGGAUUCAAUGUCUAUCACAAGAAUCGGCUGAUUAAGCCUUUUUGGAGGCUUUGGAACGCUGCAGGAAGUGAUGGUCGUGGAGUUAUAGGGGUCUUGGAAGCUAACUUUGUUGAACCGGCUCAUGAUAAACAAGGAUUUGAACGGACAACAGCUCUUGCAAGACUUGAGGCACGACUGAUACAGAUGCAAAAGACUUACUGGAGAGACAAGUGUCAUGUGAUUGGUUAUGCACCGAGACGUAAUGAGAAGGUCUCCAGUGGCAAUAAAGAAACUUCUCCUGAUUACCUUUCUGAAACUCCGGCAUCUAAGGGAAAAGGUGCUAGGACAAGCAACAGAAAAGAAACCCCAAUUUCUGACAAAACUCAUUCACACAACCAGACACAUCAAAGACAAGCGUCAAAAGGAGCAUCCACUGUAAAUGGAUAUGGAAAACAUGUGUCGAGUGGAGAUGAUGAUGAUGUAGGGAAUACCCCAAUAUCUGGGAAAAGAAAACGUAUUUCUAAAUCAUCAUUUUCUCCUGCUGACUAUAUUAGUGAUGAGUCUGAUGACGAGAUGCAUAAUUCCGUACCCAAGAAACAAGCAAAUUGUAGCAAUAGCAAGAAAACCCCUGGUACCGGGCAUGUUUCUUCAAGCUUGGAAUUGCGUGCUUUGGAGCGAUUGAGAGAAGAGAAUUAUGAAUUAAAGGAAAGAUUGAAGAAAUCUGAAGGAACUAUUUUAGCUGAUCUGAGGCGGGAAUUGCAGGAUGAAAAAGGCAAGUGCAACUCUCUUGAGACAGAGCUCAAACAAGCACAUCAUAAGAUCGAGGAAUUGAACAAGGAACAAGACAAUCUCAUUGAUUUAUUCGCUGAGGAAAGGGAUCGACGAGACGACGAAGAGAGAAAUCUGAGAAAGAAGCUGCAGGAUGCGUCCCAUACGAUCGAGGAAUUACGUGACAAGGUAAGGCUGCUAGAAAAGGCGAAGCUGCCGAAUAGAAAAGCGGUACGCUGAGAAUGAAAUGUUCUGUUGGUUUUGAGUUGCUGCGAUCUUGAUUCCACUUGUGGAAUCCCAGUUUUUGAUUGACGUCAGCGAAAAUGGUCGCUUUUGGGGUUCCGAUCAAAUCUGACGUAGGGAGCUAGAAUCACUAGUUGUGCAGCUGAUGUAUUAUUAUUUUUGUUUGGUGUUAAUUGUUUUACUUUGUAACUGAUUCCUCUUCUUGGAUAAAUUACGUUAGACCCAACGAGGAAAACAGAGAUACAAAAU
This is a messenger RNA of Morus notabilis, 2718 nucleotides long. Its product is annotated as protein MICRORCHIDIA 7. The coding region runs from base 100 to 2466 and encodes 788 amino acids. Lineage: Eukaryota; Viridiplantae; Streptophyta; Magnoliopsida; Rosales; Moraceae. Gene Ontology annotation, molecular function: ATP hydrolysis activity. The record is from RefSeq and is a predicted model, not a curated record. Gene Ontology annotation, cellular component: nucleus. The transcript has 19 exons.